This is a messenger RNA of Chanos chanos (milkfish), 1257 nucleotides long. It is a transcript of the gene inka2, whose product is annotated as inka box actin regulator 2. Bases 16 to 1257 code for a protein of 413 amino acids. The record is from RefSeq and is a predicted model, not a curated record. Gene Ontology annotation, cellular component: nucleus. Gene Ontology annotation, molecular function: protein kinase binding; protein serine/threonine kinase inhibitor activity. The transcript has 2 exons. Lineage: Eukaryota; Metazoa; Chordata; Actinopteri; Gonorynchiformes; Chanidae.
CAGGAUCGUAAGAAUAUGGACAACUGCUUGAGACGCUUGAAACAGGAGCUGCUCUCCAUGAAAGAGGCAGGGGAUGGGCUCCAUGCUCAGAUGAACUCCAUGAUGGGUGCCCUGCAGGAACUGAAACUGCUGCAGGUUCAGACCGCUCUGGAACAGCUGGAAAUCUCCAAUAAGUCAAGUUUGGUAAUCCCUCAAGACACACAAUCACAUAGGCCCUUGGAUCAGCAGGUUUUAGAUCAGCAGCUGAUGGAGCAGACCUCAAGGGGACUGAGUCAAAAGGCCAUACCAGUCUCAGGGAAAUUAAGUCAGACGGUCCAGUCGUUCUCAAGAGAAUCGAGCCCAAGUCCGACUGCCCUCCAAGUAGAACCAAUGCUGCUCUUUACCAGCUCCCCUGUGGAAGACCAUGGUCCUCCUUCACCCAGAAUGCCCAGGCAUCAGGGACCCAGACAAGCUCUGCACAGGGGCAGCCUUAGCACACAACCCUCCUUCUCCAGCUCCGAAGAUGACAGCCUUCCAAUCGAUCAUCGCUAUUCACAAGAGAGCACCACCAUGUGGGAUGUGCCCCUCAGUCCCAUCUCAGGAAUGCCGUUGGAGGAAACACAGCCACAUUUCUACCCACUUCAGAUGGCAGAGCUACAGGGGAUUCUGGACAGUCUCUCUCGAGAAGGUCCUUCCAUCGACAGCGACUUCUCCCAAGACGAUCCCAAUGACUCUGGUGACUGGACAUCUUCGCUUAUGAACCUCAGCCGCAACCGACAACCCCUAGUCCUGGGAGAUAACUUCUUUGCCGACCUGGUGGGUAAUUGGUUGGACCUGCCCGAGCUGGAGAGCAGGAUUACAGGGGAUGGAGAGGCAGGCGAAAGUCUGGGAGAGGGAGCCCACCCACUCAGACUUAGCCGCUCUCAGGAGUUCUGCAGGAGGCUCUCCUUGACAACCAACAUCUUCAAGAAGGUUUUACGCAGCGUUCGACCCGAUAGGGACAAACUCCUUAAGGAGAGGCCUGGAUGGAUGCCUCAGGAAGAGGAAGAAGCUGAGCUCCUCAAAAGGCCAAAGAAUAAAAAAGUAUCUAAACCUAAAGGAACUUUUUACUGGCCCUUCAGGGCACGCACCAAUGGACAGAAGAGCAAAAGUAGACCAGCUCAAGGGCCCUCUCAAGAACAAUGUAUGAACUCAGAGGUUCACGUUGGCCAAGGGUGGUCAGAGACUGUAAAGAAACACCAACCUAUAUUUGACUACAGUUCAGCCAUCUGGGUUUAG